AUGUCCGAAGGAACAAUAGAAACAAAAGCGGAACGGUUGGCUCAAGCUCGAAAAAAAUUGAGAGAUUAUCAGUCUAAACGUCGCGGCAAAAAUGCAGAAUUUACGAUAUCUCCGUCUCCAAGUGUUUCGAGUAUGAUUGAAAAUAGUGGACGACGAUCGCCCGUUAGCUUACAACUGUGCAGUCAUAUUGAGAUGAAAGAUACCUUCCAAAGAGUUCAAACAGGAUCACAGGGUUCCCCAUCGACGACGACACAAAGUGGCGCGAAUCAUAAUAUUUCGAAUGCUAGCAGCAGUGCUCCGAGCAAUGAUUUAAGGGGUAAAUUUCAACAAGAUAGUACAUCAGAAUUGUGUUCGAACAUACCGGAGGAUCUGCUCGACUUGAAGCAAGAAUGCAUUCGGUUAAGAGAAGAAUUAGCUUUACGUACAGCUGAGAAAGGGCAAUUUUCUUCGCAACUUGCAGAGUUGAUUGGACAUUAUUCACAGAUUCAUGCUGCUUAUACUAAGCUCAGUGAAUGUAUCAAGAAUGGCGACCCGGGUGGAUCUGCUUUACAAACGCAGCUCGUUCAUUUGCAAACAGCAAUGAGUGUUGUUGUCAAGGAGAAAACAGCUUUACAACAGCAAUUAAGACAAAAAAAUGAGCUAGUCGUGGAUCGAAAUAAGCAAAUUUAUGGUCUCACGAUCGAGAUGCGCGAGAAAACUUCAAAUAUUACAUCGUUGGAGGCUGAAAUCUUAUCAUUACGUAAAAAAAUCGAUUCACUGAGUAAUGCUGUGCAAAGGCAAGCAGAAGAAUCAGAGAACGGUCGACAAGAAGCAGUAAACUGGCAAACAAAAAUGCUUCAUAUACAGCAAGAGCGGGACGAUGCUAAGGAACGAUUGAAAAUCUGCAUGAAAGAAGCUGAAGCUGCUCAAGCAGAGCUCGAUGAGACUCGCAAACAGUUACGGAUGAAGGAUAUUUAUCUUCGUCAGUUAGAAGCAUACACUGGUGAGAAUACUCGAAAAGAAGAUGAUGCUCGAAAUCUUAGUGAUGAAAUUGAGCAAUUGAAGAGUGAACUGGUUAGAGCAGCAGAUGAGACAGAAAAGUGGAAGAAAGAAGCACAAUUAGCGCGGGAGCGUUAUGAAUUGUAUGGGACACAGCUAAAUCAGAAUAUCGUACAAAUGAGUGCAAAGUUGGAAGAAAUAUCAAAGAAGAAACUAAUUUUGGAAUCAAAAGUGCAGACCUUGGAAAGUCAAAUAGAAAUGCUGCAGGCAAUCGAUAGACCAAAUUUAGUAAAUAACGAUAAUAGAUAUGCUGUGAAUUCGGUCGAACUGCAGAAAGUGCAAAAUAAAUUGAGUGAAGCGGCGAAUGACUAUCAGAGAGCGAAACAACUAAUUGUGGAAUUGGAGGCAAAACUUAUGAAUAAGGAACAAGAAGUUACUAUGCUUUCUUCUGCACUUAGUGAUGAGAAAUCAAAAUUGAUGAAAAAAACUGCUGAGUUGGCUUUGGUUGAAGAAUCACUUUCAAGAGCUUGUGCUAUUGCUGAGGAGCAGCAAAAACAUACAGAGGGAGCACUUUCACUAUCAGAACAGCUGCAGAAUGAAAAAGCUACGGUUUCAAGAGCUAUUGCGCAGAAUCGUGAAUUGAAGGAGCAAUUGGUCGAGCUGCAGGAUAAACUAAUAAUGGUUACACAGGAAAGCAUGGAAAGAGAAAGUGGACGACUGAGUGCAUUGCAUCUGGUUAGUCAACUAAGAAAUGAAUUGAAUCGACUUUCCGGUCAAUCUUUUGAUGGUAAAAACGUUGAUUCUUUGACAGUUCCAAUAAUGCCGAACAACUAUGCAUAUCAGCAGCAGAAAUAUAUUCCAUAUGUUAAUUCAGGAGAUCGUGACGAGACUAUUUCAACCCCAUCGGUUUCUGAAUGCUAUGAAAGAGACGUGUCAUUAUCGCACACAGAAGAUACUCAUGCACAUACUGAACUAGAAUUAGCGAAUAUCAAAAUGGUUUUGGAUGAGUUAAGGCUUGAUCAUAGACGAGUAAUGCAGGAGAAUGAGGAAUUGCGCAGGAUAAUGGAACAAAAUUCUGAAGAUGAAAAUCAAAAUAACAUACACGUUGAACUGGGACAAGCAGUUGAGAGGAUUAACACACUAUCUGUUGAGAAUGAACAAUUGCGGAAUGAUGUUAGCGUGCUUCAAGAAAAAUUAAACAAUGCACCGCUGUCAAGUAAUAUUGCACUUUCAUCUCAGUGUGAGACGAUGUCGCCUGUUUGGAUAAAUGGUGAUGUCGUGAAACGACUGGAAGCACCUUCAAUAAAAGAAAAACCACUGGCUUGGACAGAAUUGGAGGCUCGUUUCACUCGAGCGAUGCAACAGGUUGCAGAUCUUGCUGAAGAAAAGGAACAAUUGCAACAUAUUGUAAUGCAAUUAGAGACUGAAAAUGAUACCAUUGGUGACUAUGUAACAUUGUAUCAACAUCAAAGAAAAAAAAUCAAUGAGAGGAUGCGCGAGAGAGAAGAAGCAGUUGCAAAAUUAUCUUUUGAAAAAGAACAGAUGCAGCAAAAGCUGAAUGAAUUACAAAAAGUUUUGAUAGAUCUACUAUCAAAGAAGGGACUGUUGCAUAUUUAUGGACAUGAAAAAGAAACGUUAAACAACUGUAAUGGAUCAUUGAAACAUUCACACAGUGUCCGUUCGUACAGAAAUGGUAUUGAGGAUAAAUUUUCUGGUGAUGAGGAAACAGUUGUUGAUGCUUCGAAAUUUGCUCCCAGCAGUCCAGAUUCCUGUGUUGACGUCUCAAGUGAGUUUGGCAGUACAAACCAUGAUUCUGGCAUCUCUAGAAGUAAAAUCAAGGAGCAUAUUUUGGAAGACAAUGCUGACGAUGAUGUCGGUGUUCAGAGGAUUUUAAAUUUGAUAUCAGAGUUGCAGGAUCUGGAACGUACAAGAACACUCGCACCUUGCAGUCCUAAUUUACACUGCAGCGAAUGCCGUGGAAAAUUGAUCAAUUUAUGA
This is a messenger RNA of Cercopithifilaria johnstoni, 2976 nucleotides long. The record is from the annotation of a GenBank genome assembly. Lineage: Eukaryota; Metazoa; Nematoda; Chromadorea; Rhabditida; Onchocercidae.